Messenger RNA from Microcebus murinus (gray mouse lemur), 2547 nucleotides. The record is from RefSeq and is a predicted model, not a curated record. Lineage: Eukaryota; Metazoa; Chordata; Mammalia; Primates; Cheirogaleidae.
GCCGCCGCCGCCGCGGGCGCACUAGCCGGUCGCAGUGAAAAGGCGGAGGUGGCGGCCGCUCCGGCUCGGCUCCGGUUCCCAGUGCCUCCCCCGCCGCACCCUCUCCCCGCCUCCUGCACCCGCCAAACUUGAUGUGACCCCAGCCCGACGCGGCGGCUGCCCCUCUCACCGCCCCGCGGGCCCCACCGCCACCCGCCCCGCACCCCGGAGCGCACCGCUCACCGCGCCCCUUCCCACCUCCGCGCCCUCCGCGCUCCCUUCCCCUGCCACCCCCUCCCCCGCACCAUGAGCAGCCUGAAGCCGGACGGCGAGCACAGCACCAGCACGGGCACGGGCACCGGCACGGGCUCCGGCGGCGGCGCCCUGGAGGAGGAGGUCCGGACGCUGUUUGUCAGCGGCCUCCCUGUGGACAUUAAACCCAGAGAACUCUACCUGCUCUUCCGGCCAUUCAAGGGGUAUGAAGGGUCUCUGAUCAAGCUCACUGCAAGACAGCCUGUUGGUUUUGUGAUCUUUGACAGCCGGGCAGGAGCAGAAGUGGCCAAGAAUGCGUUGAAUGGUAUUCGCUUCGAUCCUGAGAACCCACAGACCCUGAGGCUAGAGUUUGCCAAAGCCAACACCAAAAUGGCCAAGAGCAAGCUAAUGGCAACACCAAAUCCCAGCAAUGUGCACCCUGCCCUAGGAGCACACUUCAUCGCACGGGACCCCUAUGACCUGAUGGGGGCUGCUCUGAUCCCUGCAUCCCCAGAGGCCUGGGCCCCCUACCCUCUGUACACCACGGAGCUGACCCCAGCCAUCUCCCAUGCUGCAUUCACCUACCCAGCUGCCACUGCCGCCGCCGCUGCCCUCCAUGCUCAGGAAUUCCGUGCUCUCCCAGUGAGGGGCAGGUUGCCAGCAUCAGUGCCCCCGGCUGCAAGGCCCCCCUGGCAUAGCGUGGCCCACCUGGAUUGGGCUUCCUGGAGAAGAGGAUGUCCUCAUAGCCUCUCCCCUGCGCCUCUGUCCUCGGAGGAGGGAGAUCAGGUGGUGCUUUCCCGUUCUUAGGAUGAAGAAACUGGUGCCUAGAGGUGCGCUGGUACCCUUCCUCUGAUACCACCCAGCAAGGAUGGAAGUAUCGUCAGUUCUGUUAGUUCUUCAGUAAGUGUCGGCCCUGGAGGCCCAGCUCGAACACUGUGCUGGACUCUGACCUCCUGCAGGGCCGCGGUUCCUCCCCGGCCUGAGUCCUGGGCACUCUCGAGGCCGAGCCCAGAGCUUGUUCCCUGAUGGGUCCGCCUGGUUUUGCCUGUUUUUUCCCCUUCUCCUCCUGCCCUGUGACCGCCUGCCACCCACCUGUGCAGCCUCUCCCCGAGGGAAGGCCUGGGGUCAGUCCAGUCCUACACCUCUGCUCAUGGCCACCUCUCUCCCCUCCGUCCAGGUCUUGUCACCGGGGAGUUGGUUCUGAAAUCUGUAUGGUGGUGCCUGAAUCGGCACCCUGAGCUUCCACUGCCCCCAGGUGGCCUGUGCAGAGCUGCCACCCUCCAGAGACUGUGAAUCUGAAGCCUGACUCAGUGGACUGCUUCCUAUUUCCCUUCCCUCCUCCUCCUCAGCCCUGUUCUGCACCCCAAUGCCUUUCCCCAAGGCUUCCCAGGAGGAUUUGGGGACCUUCCUGCUGGGGCACCCAGAUCCAGCCUGGAGCAGCCUCACUGGGACCCACGAGGUCUGACCUCCCGCCCAGACUUGCUUCUGUAGCUCCACCUCCACCAAGGAAACAAGGCGUUUAAUUUUGCAUGUUUUCUGGCAUGAAUUAAGACACUUAAACUUGUGUAUAUGUGAGUGUACAGUUUGUCCUCCCACUGUGUCACCAUAGCAACAGGUCCUGGCCAUCAGUGGUUUGUCAUGCCUGGUCCCUCUCCACCCGCCCCGCACCACCGCUUCAGGGGGGCCCGAGCCCUGUAGCUGGUCCUGGCCCCUGGGGCCUGGUGCCCCCGCCACCCCCACACACUUCAGGCUCCACCACCACCCAGCAAAGGCGUAGUUCUCUCGUUUCAAAUCCGGGUCCUCCACUUUCCUCCUCAGAUGGGCCAAUGAUCCUAAGAAAACCCUUUCUCUGCCCACCUCGCUUCCCUCUCCGUCGAGUACCCCGCCCACCUUGCUCCUCGUUCUUUCCAAACCUCGAAACCAACCAAAAUGGUGAAGAGUAUUUUUGUACCCUGUGUAACAAAAUAUUUAUGCAUCAUAAAGGAUUUUUCAUGUGUGUACCAUUAAUUAUUAAAGAGACCUUGUUCGCCCUGUCAGAUGAGUUUAAUGUUUAGUUUGAGGCAUGAAGAAGAAAAGGGUUUCCAUUCUUCAGCAAAAGGCUUUGUGUCAGGCGUUAGGUUGAGAGAAAUGAAAUGAAGGAAAAACUGUGCAAUUUUGUUUUGUUUUGUGAGCAUAUCAGUGCUUUACCUUUAGCUGCAGCUGUGACUGUCUUGCCAUUUCAGACUUGGGAGACUAGCUGGCUGUUGCAAUUGCUGAUCCUGUGAGAAUGUGAAACUGGAUAAUAUAUGAAAUGCAAAAUAAAAAAAGUCAAAAUGA